Messenger RNA from Pseudo-nitzschia multistriata, 3558 nucleotides. NCBI's taxonomy places the organism in Eukaryota, Bacillariophyta, Bacillariophyceae, Bacillariales, Bacillariaceae. The record is from the annotation of a GenBank genome assembly.
CAAGUUGAAGGGGAUGCCCCGGUCCGAAAAAGGAAUUCGAAUGGUAUGUCAACUUGCCAUAGGGUGCAUACUCGGAGUGCGCGCAUGAAAUGCCCCGCCAUUCGAAGGACAAUGCUCGGAGAGACAAAAACGCGACUACGAUUAGGACCACAUGCCCUUCCCCGAAACUGUUUCCAAACGGCUUUUCGAGUGAGUGAGUCAACGCCAAGCGGAGUCGAAAUUUUGCGUUCAUUGGAACCGCGAGAAAGGACGGAACAUGUGAAAUAAAAACAUGGCAAAUGAUUUUGCGGCUCGCGAAUUUCAUGUGUUUUUGUAAAAUACCCUCAAGUAUUUCGCGAUUCCCAAGAACAUUCGUGUGCCACCGCUCCGGUGAGUUUAUGGGACUGGGAACGCUCGUUGCACAUACCGCACAGCCCCAAACGCUCCGCACCCCACGCACGGAGACAUACAGAACCAGCAUCGCUGUGUUGUGGGACCAAUCGCAACCCACAGUGCCAAGCGAAGCGAAGCCCUUGGCGUUGUUGUUCCACCGAGGAACCAGACCCACCCGCGACAGCGCUUGCCACACGGUAGGCCCUCCGAACACCGCGUCAUGCAGGAGUUUGACGAGAUGCACAUCAGCCGGAGGGAUCCCGGCACACCGACAAAGUUCAAGCGGAUGCCGGUGAAAAUGACCGUCGACAGGUCCAGGGCGAUGAAGGCCCACCAGGUUGGUGCCGUUGCCGGCGGCCGGGUGAGCGGAUCCUUCGUGUCCUCCUCCUCCUCCUCCCUGUCCUCCUCUCUGGGAAGGGCGGCGCUGCAGACCCUCACCGGGAGCAACUGCAGCCAGAGCAGCAGCGACACGAGGACCUCCCGGUUCAACAACCGACCGAUCUACGGGAGUCCCAUGGUGGCGGCGAGAGACUGUUUCGAGCGGGCCGGAGGGUCCCGCAGUGUCAGCGGCAACGGAAGCGAGGGAACCGCGGAGACCUCCGUCCGAGACGACCUGGAAGCCAAGGCCGAGGCCGUUGCGGCCAUGUUUGGGACCGGAAGCCCGCAGGAUCCUACCGGCAGCGUAGGGACAAGGGACGAUGGACCAAGCGAUAGCAAUGGAAAUGGCAAUGGCAACGGCGACGACAAGAACGACAACGGCAACGGCAACCACCGCAAGGGAUCGGCCAUGAAGCGACUCCAGGCCAGUGCGACGAGCCGGAUAGAAAGUGCGAAAGACAUACUGGAGCGCCGCCUGAAAAAAAUCGAUUCGCAGUUCUUCAGGGAGAACCCGACCCACAAGGUUCCGAGAUUUGUUCCAAACGGUGCGUGGCUGUGUAUAUCGAAGAUAUUGGGAUUGAUUUGUGUGUCGAUGCGGCUGCCAUUCUCGGAUUUUGGUUGCGUGCGAUUUUUUACCCGGAAGGUGCUCUCUUGUAGUACCAACACUCUCACCUCGUUCCAAACCCUUUUGUUCCGGGCUGCACGAUUGCGGAAACACCAACUUUUGCCACGCGUGACUUGAAUUUGAACGGUACAGAACUCUCACUGGGGGAUCAACUCGGAGAAGGUGAAUUUGGUUCGGUCUACGAAAUCGAAUCCCUCGAGCGACAAGCACCACGAGUAAGCCUCACCGACGACGGGUUUGCGAUUAUUCUCGAGGAGGAAAUCGGCGACGACCAGGAGUGCGGGAAAGGGAAUGACCAAGAUGUGGACUGCGAUCCCACACAAAACCAGAGACUAUCCAGUGGUUCCUCGCACGGACCCGCGACCGCCUCCCUGACGGUACCGAUUCCCACCGAUUUGAUUGUGGACAAGGGCAACCUCGAUGGCUAUCUUUUGAGACGGAUCGAAUUGCUCCAGGACCAAGAAAACGACAAUGUAACCCCAACCAUUUUAGAGAAAAACAUACAGCCCUCCAACAAACCCCAGGUUUACGACAACAACGAGCUCAACGAAUACUGUAACCAGCAUCUGAUAAACGACAACGGAAGCAGCGAAGAGGACGAUGGGAGCGAAAGCCUCCACUGUCCCGCUCGGCGAAGGCCCGCGAUCAAGCUCAAGGACAAAAAGGGCCAGAUGAUCAAACGUCAGAACAACAACAACGCCACCAAUAACUUUGAAGGAUACGCCGUCAAGGUUGUUCGAGACGACAUUGCUACCGAACGAAAGAAACGUGUUGCGGCCGCCGACAUGGCAACCGAAGCCAAGAUAUUGUCGGCGCUCUCGCAUCCCAACAUUAUGAGAAUCCGAGGAAUCAUGGGGUACAUCGAACGGCCCGGGAACUACGGAAUCAUCAUGGACAAACUGCGGUCGACGCUGCAAGACCAAGUCAAAACAUGGGCCAGAGUCACCUCGGAGGACAAGGUCCCGCGGGCGGCUCCAGAAAAGCAACCCUUCUUGGAGCACGUUCCGAAAUGGAUGCUCCUCCGGCCGGAAUCCAGGGAAAAACAGACGCAGCUCUUUCGACAGAUGGAGUUUUUCACCGAGCGCAUGGAAGCCGUGUCCGACGUGGCGCAGGCCCUGAAAUAUCUCCACGAGAAAAAGAUUGUCUUUCGCGAUUUGAAAACCGAAAACGUCGGCCUCACCGCCGAGGACAAGUAUGUCCUCUUUGAUUUCGGUUUGGCGCGCUAUCUCACGGACGACGACCGGGUCGAAGGCAAGGAAGACCAGUACCAUGCCACCGGAUUGACCGGAAGCCGGCUAUUCAUGGCGCCGGAGGUGGCACUGUGCAAGCCUUACGGCUUUUCCGCCGAUGUCUUUUCCUUUGCCAUUUUGUUUUGGGAGGUCAUGUCACUGAAAGAGGUCUUUCCGAAGAUGACGAUGAACAAGCAUUUCCAUCUGGUCAUGGUCAAGGGUCGACGACCUUCCACGAUGGAGCACAUUUUGCCCAGCGAGCUGAACCAGAUGAUGGUGGACUCCUGGGAUGCCAAUCCUCUCGAACGGCCCACUUUUGAAUCCAUUUGCGAUAUUCUAGCCCACGAAAUCGAAAAGUACCACAGUGGUUCUCGCAACGACGGUUCUUCGUUUCGACUGCAAUCCCUGAUGUUCAGCCGGCACGAAGAAGCCAACGCCGCAGAAGACGACGACGAAGGAAUCUUGUCUGCAAAGGAAUUCAGCAAGUUCGACGGAUACGACGAUUACGGCGAGUUCAACGAGGACGACUCCGGCGACGAGGAUUCGAACAUAUCACACCACACGAGAAAACCAAAAUUUUCUAUCUCCAGGACACUGCAUUUGGCGCAGGUCGAGGAUGCCUUUGAGAAAGUAAAAGAAACCUUUGACCACAAGCUUCUGAGCAACCUUGGUUCCCCCAGCGACUCGUGCUCGUCCUCUAGAAAGAAUGCCGUCGACCAAAAAUCAUCUGCGAACCAUCGAAAGACAACACUGUUUUAACAGCAAAAAGAACAAGAAACUUCGGCAUGGUGUUCUUCCUCGACACUUCACUCGCUAAUUUACUCAUUCACUCGAACAGCCAUAUAGAAAGCCACGAAUUACCAAUCAUACACCAAGAACGACGAUGUGAGGAUUGUACGAUUCUCGAACUUUGUCAAUUUUAGAAGUCUUAACAAAUAAAUAUAUGAAUAACAA